AUGCAGGGAUAUUUUUAUUUUAUAUCUGCCAUUGUUAUAACUAGUGGUACAGCGUGUACAUAUUUCCACGGACGGUAUAACAGUCAUGUGAGGAGUGAGAACAACCCGCAGGCAAGAGACCACAUUCAUAAACCAGAGCAUGAUGUGCAAACAAAUGGACAUUCCAAGGAUAAUUAUCAUGAAUUAAAGCAUCCAAAGAAUAAUUAUCAUCAAUUAAAGCAUACUAAGAAUAACUAUCAUCAACUAAAACAUAAGGCUGAAAAUUACCACGAAUUAGACCAUCUAAAGGGCAAUUAUCAUAAACUAAAAAAUAAAACAGAUGAUAAUCAUCCUUAUUUAAAGCAUCCAAAACAUGAUAAUCAGUUAAGACAUACAAAGGAAAAAUCUCACGACCAAACUAAACUCUCAAAGGAUAAAAACGGAACAGUGAACAUCAAGGAAAAUGAGACGAGGUAUGAUAAGCCAGAAAUAAAAUUUCCCAAGACAUAUCAUGCGACAGGAUUGUUAACAUUGCCUUAUGAUGGCAUUAUGGAACCAUUUGAGAUUUGGUAUGCUGAAGACUUGAACAUGAGCAGGAUUGACUAUUAUCAUGGUGAGUAAGUUAGCUACGGGUCCACGAAUGCGAAUGACACCAGACAUUAUGGCGUGAUUUAUGGAGUCGCUUAACAUGCAUCCAUGAUUCAUGUCACAAUCAGCGUUUCCACUUGGAAGGAAAUUUCCUUCCAGAAGGAAAUUUCGGCCUUUGGAAGGAAAUUUGGAAGGAAAUAGCAUUUGGAAAGAAAUUGGGAGGAAAUAUUGUUAUAAGGAUGAAAAUGAGAAGGAAAUUCCACUUUAUCUCCUAAUUUCUAAGAAUAAGGCAAUUUUCAUACAAUUUUGUGCAAAAGAAGACUCUGAAAAUGCCAUUUCCAAAGGUCUAGAGACUCCAUAGUUUCAAAAUUUUCCGCUCGGCGCCAACCAUGGUGGCGCCCGUGGGCCCCCCAAAGCGAGAUCUCACGGAUGGUUUUUUUCCAAAGUUGGCAACUAUGUAUCUAGGACAGGACCCCAGAAUCGCUAUAUUGAAAUAACAACCAAACCUCGUACCCAGAAUACCCAGGGUAUUAUUUCUCAGACUCUACUUGGGGGGGGGGGGGUACUUAGCGUGGGUAGGAAAAACCCUAGGCCCUAGGGGUUUCUUGUGUGUAUGUCCAGAGGAGAGAUGCAAGAAACCAGUUAUGGAAUCUCUUUUCGCACCCACAGCAAGUAGACUCCAAUUAUUAUGCUUUUUGUCCCCCUGGGCGAAGCGGAUGAGCUGAUUUUAUCUGAUAUAAAUUAAUAUAAUGUGCUUCAAUACAAGAGUUUAGAUGUUAAUUACCAGGUAAAUCUGUCAAUUUUGAUAAAAAUUUUGAAGGAAAAAUGGAAGGAUAUUUAGAGAUUUUUGGAAGGAAAUUUUGUGGAAAAAAAGGAAUUUCGGGUUAUGGAGAAGGAGAUUAUUUUUUGGGAGUGGAAAACUGUCAGAAAUACAAGAUGACACUACUCGUACCCGUACACCGAAACCGGGGUAUCUUAACCUCUCUAUUAUCGGUUUCCGGCGCGAGCUCGGGGCAAAAUGUCCCAAUUCCCCUCUUGGCGCCCCUGGCAGUCAGAAGAUAAAGAAUAAAGUUAUCAAGUAUUUAAUAUAAUUUUAUUUAACAAAUUCAUCUCAUGACAGGAGUGGACAAAACCUUCCAGAGAGGAGAUUUAGAGGACUAUGGUGCAUAUAUUAAAGAAAUACCGAUACAUAAAAUAAAAGUUGGUGACAAUAACAACCAUUCGAAGUCAUGUUGGUACGAACAGGGAGAUAAAUAUGAUGUUGUUAAACCUCAAAGUAUUGUUCCUAUGGAUCUUAGUCACUACAAAGUACUGCAUAACUUCAUUUUCACCUUUCAUUUUCAUAUUUUUCUUUUUCAACCAUCAAUAUAUCUGCAUAUCUGCAUUAGUAUCCAGUUUUUGAUGUAUAUAGCUUCUUUGGGUACUCAUAAUGUAGAAAAAUGGAAAAAAGUUUCUCGAACUCAAAUUUUGUAAACCAGGGGGGGGGGGUGCCUUUUCCAACAAAUUAAAAAUGGCUUGCGCACGAAAUUUAAAAGCUUUAAUCAUAUUUUGAGUUGAUAGAUGGAACAUUUGUUGGUGUUUUAAUUACUGUACAAAAGUUCAGACAAUUUGCUUUAGUUUAAGCCCUUUAACUAUUCAUUUUUCUCUAAAAAAUUAGCCUUUCGCAUGCUUAAUUGUGCCUUUACCUAAUUUGCAUAUUGCUGACAUAUGCAAAUUAGCCAAAGGCAUUAAUUAGCAUGCAAAUGGUGAUUUUUUAAGAAAAAAUGUAAGUUUGCGUGAAUGGUUAAAGGGCGUAAACUGAAGCAAAUUGUCUGAAAUUUUGUACAGUAAUUAAACACUCAACAAAAUUUCCAUCUGUUAACUUAAAUAUGAUUAAAGUUUUUAAAUUUCGUGCGCAAGCCAUUUUUAGUUUGUUGGAAAAGACACCCCCGUCCCCCUGGUUUACAAAAUUUGAGUUCGAGAAUUUUUGUUUCAUUUUUCUACAUUAUAAGUACCCAAAGAAGCUAUAUACAUCAAAAACUGGAUACUAAUAGCUGUUUUGCGAAUUUAAGAGCAAUUUCAAAUCUGUGCAGUUUUUUUCUUAUACACCCUGUAUAUUAUAUAUAUAUAUAUAUAUAUAUAUAUAUAUAUAUGUAUAUAUAUAUAUAUAUAUAUAACUACAGACGGUACCGUUUCGGCCUUAUGGGCCUCAUGAGGAGGAUGAAAGUAACUGCUAUUUACAGUUACCUUUGAUGCUUCACGAUUGUGGGACAUCAAAACCAUGCCAGAGCGCUCAAACUGCAAGCAGUGAGCGUGCGCAAUGCGUAAGCGACAAUGGCUCAUCCUGUAGAGCGCUCAAUAUGAACUAAAGUCCAUAGAGCGAUAUCUAACUACAGACGGUACCGUUUCGGCCUUAUGGGCCUCAUCAGUGUAGUGCUGAUGAGGAGGAUGAAAGUAACUGCUAUGUAAGAGUUAGAUACCGAAAACGGAGGCUCUUAGUCAGAUACAAACCCGAGGGGCCGUGCCCCGAGGGAUUUAUCUGACUAAGAGCCGACGUUUGAGGUAUCUAACUAACUUAGUUCGUAUAUUUGUAAGGAUUGACCCACAAUGAAAUUUACUUUAUGAUAUGUAUUGUUCUUUAAAUGAGUUUGAAUUACCAUGGUUGUAAUAAAAGCAAACAGGGCUUUCGCAUUUGAUAUGCUUCAAUUCUCGUGUCGCAUUACUGUAUACUAUCAAUGAGAAGUGAUUAAAUAUUCGUUCACCAACAACAAUUCCGAUGAAAUAUGUUUGAAAUAGCUCAUACAACCGAGAAGCGCUAACGAAGAUUUGUACGGGUUUGUCGAAGCAGAGAUUCUCAAGUUGUUCUCAACAGGGUUUUAUAUAUAGGAUAAAAACCGAAUGGGAGGUCUUUCAUUGGGAGGUCUUUCAUUGGGAGGUCUUUCAUUGGGAAGUCUUUCAUUGGGAGGUCUUUCAUUGGGAGGUCUUUCUUGAAUUUCAAUGAAAGACCGACCAUGCAUGAGGUUUUUAUGUUGUUUAUAUCCAUUUUCUAUUGUCCUCGGGAGGUUGUGGUUGUGGGACGAAAUAAGGUUGAACAUGCGCAUUAAACACGCUUUAAUGUGGUUGAGCAUGCGUAGUAUAUCAUUUCGCGUCCCACAAGCGAAAGAGCAGAUAUUACUGUAUAAAUUGCUUGCAACAAGAAAGUUUGAUGUUGGCACAGAAUCGGAAGGUAUAGCAGAAGCGUAAGUCAAGCAAGUAUUUGUCCGUGUUUUUACAAGCGAUUCGUCAUCAAUCACGCCAUCCUGGCUAGUACAACCGGCACCUUUGUACCUACCAAAACCUGAUAAAAACUUCCGGUUGUACUAGCCAGGAUGACGUGGAUUGGCGUGAGCGAGUUAAAAUUUUCGUGGACGUAAAACAAUAAGGGAAACGACUAGAGUUACGCUUCUGCUAUACCUUCUUAUUCUGUGAUGUUGGUUCAGCUAGUCCUCGUGCACCGAAUGAUAAAUACUCUACCCAAAGGUAGAGUUUGAUGGGCUCUGAGGUACACGGCUGUUGUCUCUUUCUCGACUCAGAGACGUGCAUCGUUUUCUAGUCGAAAAGGAGAUGUGGGGUUUGAGUUUUGUUACAAAUUCAAGGUAUCUAACUCCAUAGUGACCUCUAAAAGUGGUCACUAUGGAGUUAGAUACCUUGCAUUUUUAAUUAGGCAUUCAAUUCAAUAUAUUCAUCAACCCCGCUUUUCCCUGUGGAGAUAUCAAAUCCCUCCCCUUGCUUUUAGAUUCUUACCCAAAUAAUACCUUAUUGAAAACAAUAGAUAUCCGCACAAAUAUGAACUAAUUACAGUUACCUUUGAUGCCUCACGAUUAUGGGACAUCAAAACCAUGCCAGAGCGCUCAAACUGUAAGCAGCGAGCGUGCGCAAUGCGUAAGCGACAAUGGCUCAUCCUGUAGAGCGCUCAAUAUGACCUAAAGGCCAUAGAGCGCAGCCUAGUCCCAGUUGUUCUGAAGCAAGCGCGAGAAAAAAGUGGAUGUAGUACGAGACUGGGACCUAGGUGUGACGUCACCGCUCAAGGUGCUUCAGAACGCCUAGCAGAUUUCAGUAUUUUUAAUAUGGCGGAAAAUUUAUAUAUACAAGUAACCUUUUAAUUAUAAAUACGACAAUGUUCGUUCAUCAUGUACAUGUUCGAUGUCUACAUAACCAAAUCAAACCGUAUUAAAAAUGUGCUCAACUAAAAGAAAUUAUAUACAAAUUUACGAUACCGAGUUUGAGCAAUUGUUGAUGUUAAUUAUAUACUCGCAAGUUGUGAUCAACACUAGACCAUACUGGUAUACACAACUACGCUUUCUACUUGACAGGUUUAAAUUGCUGAGAUUGGAAAUAUUUGCCUGACAUGACGGUGUUGUCAAAACAUUUUUAGUCGGAGAUAAUAAUGGCUAUAUAUUUUAGUAAACACGAGUCAUAUUUAGACUGUUAUUCCAUUCUGACCGUAUGGCAGCGAAACGUAGCCUAUUUCAUUGUUCCGACAGCAUUAGAGCAAAACUAAUGACUUAAUUAUAAAUGCAAAGGAAAUUUCCAUAACAUUUUCCAUUUACAAAUGAGGUAUGCUUGGUAACCAGGCCAGGGACCACUUUUUUGAAAUCAGGGACCAUUUUACCGAAAUCUGCUAGGCUCUCUCGCUGAAGCGUUUCGCACAGCACACCCAGGCAUAAAACUUUUAAGACUUAUUUAAAUAUAUCAAAGCAGCGAAUAGAGAGAGAGCCUGGGACUAGGCUGCAUAGAGCGAUAUCUAACUACAGACGGUACCGUUUCGGCCUCAUGGGCCUCAUCAGUGUAGUGCUGAUGAGGAUGAAAGUAACUGCUAUUUACAGUUACCUUUGAUGCCUCACGAUUGUGGGACAUCAAAACCAUGCCAGAGCGUUCAAACUGCAAGCAGUGAGCGUGCGCAAUGCGUAAGCGAUAAUGGCUCAUCCUGUAGAGCGCUCAUAUAUUAUAUAAAUAUAUAUCCUAAGUUUUUGGUUUACGAAACACAAACAUGCAGUGCUCAAUACCAUAUAGAUAGAGCGUAAUAUAGUUUUUCGUUUUACCUCAAAACAACCACAACAGUCUGUUUCAUCCGUAUAGGAAUCAUCAGGUGGUGAGUAAUUUCGAAAAUAUAGGUUGCUUAAAAGAAACCUAUCUUUUCGAAAUUACUCACAACCUGAUGAUGAUAUUACUUGAAUAAACAUUUUGGGAAGUGGUCGAGAAUUAGAUAAAAACGGCCUGUUAAACUAAUUUGAUAACCGUUGCCAUUUUAUCGUAAAUAUUCGUUUCAAUGAAGUGAAGUUUAAAUUAAAAUUGCUUAUUGGAUGGAUGUGCUCUAUAAUUUUUGUUUUAAGGUCUUUGGGAAUGCAUGAAAAUUAACUUAUGAAGCGAUUUUGAUAAAAAGAUUUAUUCUAAAUAUUCAAUGACGCGGGGGAAUCAAAUUCUAAUGUUCCAAGAAAGAAACGUCGCGAGUUUUUUUUUUAUAAAUACGCCUCGUUUAACGAAGGACCAAAGAGUUUCAAUAUAUUUAGAAUACGUAAGGUAACUAAAUGCUCGUUAGUCGUGAGGUUAUACCAGCGGCGUUGGGCAGGUCUCUGAAAAAGAACGUGUACUUUCUGACUGUAGUGUGUCUAAACAUAGGUUAUUGCUGUAUUAAUGUUUGAUAAGCCGUUUUUGGCUAAUUCUCGACACUUUCAAAACGGUUACUCAAGUUUAAACGCAGUUCUCUCGGUCAAUAUUGCACGAAAAUGCACAGGGCGUAUAUCAAAAUUUAUGUUAGACAAUACUGAAUGACUGAAUGCAAUGCACAGUGCUUGUUGGGCCAUUGUAAAACCCAAUUGGCUAUCAUGGAAUCUUGUAACCUAAGUUGUAUUGAUUGAUAUAACUUAAAGUGUCCCUGUCACAAAAUGAGAGUUUAUAUUUUCGAAAUCUAUGAUACAAAAUAUACGGAAAUUCGAAAACAGAAUCGAAAUUGCUCUUUUAGUGUAAAAGUUAUUGCCGUUUAAACAUUGAAUUUGGCCUUGUGAAAAAUCUGAAAACCGCGCAAAAGAGACUGGGACGAAACAAUGCGUGUGACGUAAUAGUAGGAACGUAUCUAGCUCACUGAUGUAGAAAUACUAUUGCAUGUACUAUCAUAGAGGAGGCAAUUGCGCAAAUAACAGUCACGAAAAUGACAAAUUGCCGAAUAUAUGUGUAGUAGGCGGUUGUUCUAAUACCACAGAUACAGAGAAAGGCAUUUCACUUCAUUUUAUACCUUUUACUGGAGACGAGAUACACGAAGCGAAAAGGAGACGGGUUGACUUCGUGCACCUUAAACGAGCAAUAUGAGAUCCAAGGUGCAAUUUUUAUUCCAAAUUCGUUAUUGUAAAAAGAAACUGCAAAUUGUAAAAGAAGCUGCUUCAAUGCAGUCAGUCGAUAUGGCCAUAGUCACGAAACUCGAAAGCGCGAUAGAUAUUAAUGGCCACAGUCAAUGGAUUUACCAUGCGAAAUAUAAAAUAUCGCGACAAUAUAUGAGUGAAUAUUGUCAAAAUAUUAAAUAUAGUGGAUGAAAGCCAAUUUCUUACGUAUACAAGCAAUGUGUACUGUUUGUAUUUUAGAUUAGACAGGUAAAGUAGAAUUGUAUAAGUGAAAAUCGUUGUAUUUGACCGCAGGGAAAACCCGUACAAUAUGCAGAUUUUGUAACAAAUUGUGGCAUGAAACCUGAUACACUGUGGGGAUGUGUAUAAAAUGUAUCACAAAGUAUAAUCCAUUGAAGCAACUUAAUGAAAUAACUUAGUCAUUGCCACAGUUGCUAGGAACAUGCCUGGAACGAAAAACAAGUCAGAAAAAUACUUGAACGCGCUGCAACACUUUGCACAAAUUAACCCGCGCGCACGAAGUGCAGGAAAACAUGAGAUACAAAUCUUAAUCUUAAAUUUCAGCCUCUUUAGCAAAAUAAUAUUGUAAUAAGUCAUGAAUAUAGCAAAUGUGCAGUUUCUAUACGCAAUACAGUAUAAUAUUACUACGCUUAUACAGUGUAAUAGGUUUAUUUAUUGAAAAAUAAUUCUAUAAGAUCAAGAGCUGUCCUCUACAAAUCCUACAAAGUCUUCAUCAAUAGCAUGCAGCCUACAGGCAUUAUUUUCUCGUAUGCGCAAAAAUGUCUAUUUCCUAGUUGUCCAUAAACCAUCUACACAAAGUUUCUAUAUGCUGUUCUCCUUCAGAAUCUAUAAAUUAAUAAAUAAGUCUUUUUAAUAAGUCGCUUACUGGCAUAUGGACACAUGUAAAUAUAUAAUAAUUCAAUAAUUGUACAGCAUGUACCGCAUAUAAACUCUCAGUUACCGUACCGCAUGCGUGUGUUCACUGAUAGUAAACUCGGGUACGGUAAACUGUUUCUUAAUUUCAAUAUGUUGAUAAAUAAAACUUUAUUUUCCCAUCUUCUGUGUUUGUUUGACGGUGUUCCUGCUUCUUUCUUGUUCGUAAUUUCGUGGCUGCUGAACGGAGGGCUCACUUAUCUAGUGAUAAGCUGUUGAAUUAUACAUGAUGGCGCGACUUCAUCUUGCAUCACAAAUCACAAUGUUACUGUGUAGAGAAUCGACGCACUCCUCAAUUUCCAUACAACAUUGACACUCUUUAGCAUAAUUUACGAAGCAGUUCAAUGCGACAAUUGCCACGUUUACACCUGAAAUAUUAUAUUUUGUAAUUUGAAUACUGUGUAUGUAGAAACACUGGCAAGUCACGAAACGCAAGGUCAAGUCACGCAACAAAAUAUUUACCAUUUACUCAAUUCUUCUGAACUAUCAAGCCUUUGUUGUAGUUGCUUAAGACGUUCGUCGUGAUUGCUUUUUUUCACGGUAACUUUUGAGCCAAUCUUCGUCGGGCACUGGUUCAUUAACAUAUCGACCAACGUCGUGCGCACGAAUGAUCGGCGCUGCUUGACUACGCUUCACUGGUGUUUUCAUCAAUUUCACUCGAUUUCAUACGGCUCAGGAAUAUAAUUUCAGUCAGUCAUCGCUUUGGUAACUGUUAUUUUCCGUAUCUGAUCUCGACGAAGACAUUUGUAUCGAAUUUUGACCAGCUUGAUUGUGAUUCUCACUUCUGAUUUAUAUACUUUUGGCUUAGGCGAGUAGGCAAUGUCUUCCUACUAUGACGUAUUAGUUACCAAUUUCCCAGCUUCGCGGUUUUCAAAAACUUUUGCCGUUAAAAUUUGAAAUUUUCAAAUUUCAUUGCCUUAUUACUCUGUGAAAACAAGCUCAAUUUUAAAUCUGUUUUGUAUUUUCAUAAUCUACGUUUCAAGACGAUUCCAUUAAUGUAAACUCUCAUUUUGUGACAGGGGCACUUUAACAUCAAGCAAGGGUUAGGUAGAUCAUCAUGGUUCAUGAAAUGAGUGAAUAAAAUUAUCAAGUGCAAAAUGCUUUUCCCUACAUUAAGUUAACUAGUGACACUUAAUGAAUGUAAUCUUUUAGCAACAAUAUGUGCAGCGCAUUAUUAUCUCUUUAUAUUAAUUAAUUAGAGAAAGUAAUAAAAUAUUUAAGCUAUGAUAUUUCCUUUCUCCUAGAUUAUUGGGGAAGAGUAUAGAUCUGGUACAUUAACAAUAAAACUAAGACGUCACGUCAAAACAGGAAAACUUAGAAACACAUUCACGUUAUGGGUAUCAAAGGAAAAGCCACAUCGACCAAUCAGAUUCGAGACCGAAGGUUUUGAUUUACUACUUCUAGGAUAUUAUGAUCAUUAUUACUUGGACUAUAUUACUUUUAGUGAUUGGUAUUUUGAUUACACGGUCAUGGAGGUCCCUAAAGGUAUGGAAAUAUUCAACAUUCGAAACAAGUUUUAUUAUUUAUGUGAUAAAUUUUGGGAUUUUGCAUCGCAUCAAAAUAUCGUGUCGCAACCACUCCCACAAACGUCUACGACCACGCCUACAUAGUUUCGCAUGUUUACAAUUCUAAUAAUAUAAGCCAAUCUAAUUUUAUAAAAAUUGUUAGAAAGAACACGACUGGCUGUUUAAAAAUUAGAAUUGUAAACGUCCAAAAUUAUGUGGGAGUGGUAUAGCGAUACAAAAUUUUGAUGCAAUGACAUAGUUUGAGGUUCGUAGUAUAUGUCACAAGAUAUUAGGUAUUUUUAAUGUUUUUUAUCUAUCUAUGGAAUUAGUUUGGUUUCAUCAGAUCACCAAUGAGAUAUUAUGUUAGAGAUUGAUCAUUCUAUACCUUAACUUGUUAUGCAAUUAGUUGAUAGUCUACACUCUACUCCAAUUUCUAAACAGCGGCAUACUUGGGCGUUAGAGAUUGAGAAAUCAUUACGGUCUGCAGAAUAGGUAGAUCUACACCUAUAUGUAGUAAGGUAGAAAAAUUUAAUUGAUUUUCACACAUUUGCGGUAUAAAAAAGUACUAAUUAUAAAUUUUUAUUAUUCUCACAUUAAUUGAGGCUCCUGGUGUCACACAGAAGCAUUACAUGCAAAAUCAAGAUACUUUGUUAAUCCUAUGUCAGAGUUUGUUCAUAAACCUCAUGAAGUUGACAAACAUCACAAACAUAUUGAGAAAGAGUUUAAAAAAUAUAAACAUAAACAUGGCAAAUCUUAUAAAGAUGCUAAAGAACACUCGAAAAGAAGAAACAUUUACAGGCACAAUGCAAGGUAAUUAUUUACCAAUAUAUAUAUAUAUAUAUAUAUAUAUAUAUAUAUAUAUAUAUAUAUAUAUAUAUAUAUAUAUAUAUAUAUAUAUAUAUAUAUAUAUAUAUAAAGCAAACAAUGCAUCAAUAUUUAAAACAAACUUACCUUCGUUAACAUCGGCGCCUUUACUCCCUUCUUUUAGGGCCUUUUAGCAAAUCUUUCGCCUUUAUUUUAUCAAAAAGCUUUUGAAAUUUACAAAAUCUUUGCAAAAAUGAAAUAUAUUUCCAAGAAAUCAUCAAAUUCUGAAGAAAUGUUUGCUAUUUCGCUGUUGUCAUACAGUCGUUAUAAUGCAAAUUUUAAAUUGGACCAAUCAAUGUUGGCUAUUCAUGACAGUCCGCUAUAUUAUGAGAUCAGUGAGGAUGACCACCCAACGAAACACCAACGGUAACCCACACUCGCUAUCAUUGAUGAACUUUAGACUUCGCUAAUGCUUUCCUUUCCCCGAGGUUAAAUAGCCGGGCGGAAUUAGUACCCUCGCACGGCACUCGGCCGGCCGUUGGCUGGGGGAAAAGGAUUAUAUGUACUUUAAAUUUGUUUCUGUUUCAAGAAAUUGACAAAAGUCAUGUUGCAUUUUCUGUUCAGAUGCAAAUUCCUACAGAACGUAUUAUUCCAUUUUUUCUCAUAAAGGUAUAUUCGUUCAAAAAAUCGGGCAAGAUUAAAUUAUACACUGGCCGUGAACCACUUAGCAGACCUUACACCUGAAGAAUUUCGAUCAAUGGAUGAUCUUCUAAACGACAAAGAUGAAGGAGUGUCGGAGUUUAUGAAAGAUCAAUUUCCAAGUCUUGAUGAAGUGCCUCUGGUGAACUAUACUGAACCUAGCCAACCAUUGCCAGAGAAUCUGGAUUGGCGAGAAUAUGGUACGUAAUUGUGAACUGAGAAUUUCUGCAUUUAUAAUUGUUGAAAUUUCACACGUGAUUAAUAUGUGAAAUUCCGAAUUUUCACAUAUGAUAUUCGAAUUUCACAUAUACUUUCAUAUGAAAAUAAUGGCUAAUAAUUAAUUUUGUGUUGUGAAACUAUUGUUUAAUUCGCAUGUGGAAUUGGAACAGAGGUGUUAAAAGGGUGCUAAGUACGCUCGUAUACUCAGGGCGUUCUCGUGAGGGCGCGCAGGAAACAACGUGAAUGAAAGCUCAUCAAACACUCGGGCAUGUGGCGUCUAAUGUGUAAGAAUUAAUUUACAUUAAUUCUAAUACCAUAAAUAGAAAAAUUGUAUCGUAAAUAUAAAAAAAAGGCGUGCGUCAUCUUGCUUAUUCCGAAAUUCUGCGAAUUAUUGCGUAAUGCAUGUGCUUGGAGUAAAUUUCUCGCACGUGCUUAUGAAAAGAAACGAGGCCAGUGGCGUAACGUUAUAUCAGGGGGCCCCCGGUUCAAAAUUUUCGAAGGCCCCCUAAUAGAAGUGCCAAAGGCACGAGUCGAGCACCGUAUAUGCACGAGUUUUCUAGGGGGUCCAGGGCAUGCUCAUCCGGAACAUUUUUGAAUCUAGACUCUCUGAAAUGCCAUUUCCUGGACUUUGGAGAGAGAUUUUACAGAAUUCUGAUGGUCAGAAAACGACAUUGUAACAUAUCAGAGGCCUGGCCAAUGUUUUUGCUCUAUCGCCUAAGCCUGGGGGCCCCCAUUGGGGUUGGGGGCCCCCGGGUUCUCCCGGUCUGAGCCCAUAGUAGUUACGCCACUGAACGAGGCCACAAGUUUCGCCGUGUGCAACAUCAUGUUGCCAUGUGGAAACAGUGACGUCCAAUGAUUUAGAACGGAACAUUUGUAGUUUUGGUAACCUCGUGAUGGAAUUAACUUCCAACACGUAAUUAUUAUAUUGAGUUAAUAUUUUGAAACAACAAAGUUAACGUAAUAUUUUUUCUAAAGGAGUUAUCUCUCCAAUAAGAGGACAAUCAAUGUGUGGAUCAUGUUGGGCGUUUUCCACAGCAGGAAUGUUGGAAGGAGCUUAUAAAAUAGCU
This is a messenger RNA of Paramuricea clavata, 12147 nucleotides long. The record is from the annotation of a GenBank genome assembly. Lineage: Eukaryota; Metazoa; Cnidaria; Anthozoa; Malacalcyonacea; Plexauridae.